Seminavis robusta is the source of this 2376-nucleotide messenger RNA. Lineage: Eukaryota; Bacillariophyta; Bacillariophyceae; Naviculales; Naviculaceae. The record is from the annotation of a GenBank genome assembly.
AUGGCAGAGAAGAGGUUUGUGUACUUGGACGUACUGUAUCGAGGCCGUGAGGGAGAACUGGCGCUGUCUCCAUCAGGGAUAUCCUUUGUCACCACGGAUGGAAGCAACGAUGACGAAGAAGGGGACUAUGAUGCCUGCAUCACAAAGCCCCUGUUCAAAGUGCCAUGGGAAAAAGUCAAAAAGCACCGACUCAACUCCCCAAAGGCAGCAGAACCAUCCUUACGUCUGACGGUAUUGCGAGACUAUGGCGAGGGAGAGGAAGAAGAAACGAAUGUGUUUGGUCUAUCCAGCAGGAAGGAGCUUGAGAUUCUGGGCCUGGCCAUUGAUGUGCAUCAGCGCGAGUUCAAAGAGAACAUGAAGCCAAAGAAAGUACCACCCCAACCCCAACCAGACGCCAUCACGAUGGCCGGCACGGAAUCCACAGUGGCAGAGUCGGAGUUCGUCUCGUCCGUCGGCUUGUUGCCCUCUGAGGUAUCGUCCUUGGCAUCUCCCGACGGCGACUUCGUCGUAGAAGCGCAACCACCACCACCCCAGAUGGGAGGAGAUAGCGACCUCGUCCGCUUGGUUUACGAACACCUUCGUGCUACUUCGGAACAGACGAACAUGAUCUUGCAAGCCAUUUACAACAGAGAGCGUGAACAAGACAACCCUUCCGCCAAGGAGGCUUUGCCGACUGUCCAGGAAGGGUCAGUAAUGACAGCACAGAGACUUGAACAUCCGAUGUGUCGUUUAGAGCCGUCCGCCUCUGCAUCCAACAUAUCCCAGCUUUCGAGUCUGUCUGGGGUGGAUACCUUUGCGUCCUUGCCUUCGGUUCAGGAGCCGAUAAUUUUUGCUGGAUCCCCCAACAACCACCAAGAUAUCAAUGCUGUUUCGGUAGCAGAUAGUGAUUACACACACCAACUUGACGAAGACCGCGAAAUAGAAUACCUCUGUGCAAAGGAGAAGAAUGAUGAACUCAGUGCAUUGGAGACAGUCCGAGAAGAGUCCGUCGUGACCCCACAGCCACUUCAAGAUGCCGUGUGUCAAUGGGAGCAUUCAUCCUCUGAAGUCUCUCAGCAGUCAGGGGGGUCCAAGGCGGAUACUGGUGAGGUUGGGUCGUUGCCAUCCGUCCGGGAGCCCAUGCUUCUUGCAGGUUCGCCCGGCCGCCGCCAUAGCCUUGAGCCUAAUCGGACAUUUGCGCCUAUUCGGAGACUUGGUAGUGAAGACGCAGGCGAAGUUCGCACCCUUGCGAGACAACUGGAUGAAGAAGAUCGCCAAGCCAAGGAGCAGAACAGGCGACAAGAUCCCAGCGGCAACAUUGGUGAGGCCGGCGAACUUGCCACUAGAGAGAGCAAGAUGAAGCCCGGAUUAACUCACCGCCGCCAAAGCACUAAGCGCGGCAUUGCCAAACAAUUGGAUGAAGAAGACCGCCAAGCCAACAGGAAACAAGACCCUACUAGCGGUAACAUUGUUGAUGAGAGUGACGUUGGAGAAAGCGAACCCCCUCAUCGCCGGCAAAGCACCAAUCGGACCUUUGCCGGACGGUUUGAUGAAGAUUAUCACCAAGGCGAGGAGCAGAGCAGGACACCAGCCCCCAGAAACAACGCAGUGACCACCGAGCCCAGCCGGGGGAGCAAGCCAUCGCCUCCGGCUCGGCAACCGCAGCUGGAAGAGUCUCAGGAGCAACUCAAGCAGCAAGUUCUGCAGCUCUUGAAACAGCCUUCCGUUCCAAACUUCUCCGACGAGGAGCGCGAUGGCCGCAGCAACGUCAGGCCCGGUGCCUAUCAUCUUCGCGCUGACCAAGUGCCAAGGUAUGAGUUGGCAGAUAUCCCUGAAACAGAAGAACAGACCGUUGCAUUCGAAGGCAUUAGCCAUGACCAGCUGAUCGAAGCCUAUCUAGUCGCUCAACACCAACAAGACAGCGCCCAUCGCGUUUCUAGCCCACCCGAAUCCGAGUCCGGCAGUCACUACGAAGAUGAUGAAAGCAAUAAGACCAAGCCUCGUUUUUGGGAGUUGUCCGAAGUGGAGUUUCUCAAUGCGCUGGAGACAGUCAUGAUCAACAAGUGCACGGAAGCAGUUCCUCUGGAUCAAGACAUUGCGGACCUAAAAGCUGAUGUCGAUUUCCUGCGGGCUGCAGUCAGCAGGUCCAUGACGGUGCCCGAGAAUCCUGCGCAGCACUGCGGUGGAAAAUCCUUGUCGGCGCCCGAGAAUUCGGCGCACAUCUGCAGUGAACAUUUAUCACAAUGUUCUCAAACGUCACCGCCACCCUCCACAGUUGCGCAGGGAUCAUCCGUCCACGGAUCAGCGGUGCCAACGUUCCAAGGCGACCACACAUACCAAGCCCCAAAUACCGCAGUUGUUCCACAGGAAGAUCCUGCCUGCUGCGUGAUUCUAUAG